AUGGAAAAGCCAAGAAUGUACUGGGCGGAGCCCAUUAACAGUUUUCCAGCCUUCGCGCAAAAUCAUGAGGAUUACAAUGUUGGAGACUACACCAGAACAGGAGAUGUGACGGACGCUGUGGUAGACACAGGUCUGACUCAUAGGGCUUUUCUCCCAUUUGCGAGCGAAGAUCAACGAGGCUCAAUCUCAACCUUCUCUGGAACAGCCACGGUCGUGGACUCCAGAGUAGUGUGCGUUCGACCGAGGAUGCAUGCGGGCCACAGCAUCGCCCUUGUGGCUAGGGCUCUGGGUGGCUCUGGCGGGGGACUCCUCGACCGUUGGUUUCUCAGCGGAGCUAUCAGCGUGGACCCGGACGUCACACCGGCUGGUCUCAUUCUAGCACACGAGCCAGUGACCCUGGCUCCCAGUCUGACGGAGUUAGAUGAAUUGCCCAGGGUCUCUUUCUUUUACAACGAAUCAGUUCGAAAUGGGUCAUUUUAUGUCGACCUCGAAGACCCGACAACAAACAUCAUGUUCGGCCAAAGCGCUACGGAAUGGAACGUGGUGCAGUCAGACAUUGCUGAAGGCCCACGACUGCUGUCUUCACUGGACCCGCGUUAUCCGCAAAUCGUUGGGUCUACGACUGCCGAUAUAUUCAACGUGUCCAGCAACCAAACUGGCGGCGAGACGACCAGAUACGAACCAGCCUAUUAUCUGAAAGGCGACAAAAUCCCACUGAUGACUGGCCGCGCUUAUCAACUAAUGAACAUUACGCCUGCCGCGUCGUACCCUACGUUUGCCAACCAGACAGACGAUAGCUUCGACUUGGACGGUCACGGUAUUCUCUUCCAUGUAGAUCCCAAAUUGCCGGAACUGCGCGGAAGGGCUGAACAGCUCGUUGUUAAGCAAGAAAACGAGUGGCUCGUGUUUACUGUACCAAAAUUACCAGGAUGGCGCAUCGCCACUACGCUAUGUUUUGAUUCUUUUGUUUCGUUCGACGCAAAUGUCUCGCUGAGAACCGAGAAGGUCAUUAAGGAACCGAUUUGA
Molecule: messenger RNA, 1026 nt
Organism: Colletotrichum karsti
Lineage: Eukaryota; Fungi; Ascomycota; Sordariomycetes; Glomerellales; Glomerellaceae
Exons: 1
Coding region: 1-1026 (341 amino acids)
Source: RefSeq, a predicted model, not a curated record